UCCGCCCCCGCCAGUUCCCGGGGUUGGUGUGGCCCGGGACAGCAUGGCUGCCGCAAUCCGCCUGCCGAAGCACGGCCUUCUGCAGGCGCUGCGGAGUUCGGUGUAUCCUGGGGUGGGAGGCUCAGGCUUCACGUGCUGCCGCUGCCCUCUCGGAGCUAAAAGAUACCUACUUACAGAUAGUAUUGUGAAAUUGGAAGAAUUUCAGCACAAGAAGGUGGCUAUUGCAUAUCAUCUUCCUGGCACCAAAGCAACCUAUCUGAGAAACAUGGAAGAGAAAUUGACUCAGAACAAACUCAUCUUGAAGGAGGAGCUGAAAACCUUGCUUCAUUUGUGCGAUUCCAGGGACGAUAUGGAACUGGUUAAAAAUGUCAUUUACAGGUACCAUGCAGAGAACAGAAAUGUGACUUUCGGAGAAUAUAAAUUUGGACCACUUUUCAUGAGAUUGUGCUAUGAGUUGGAUCUUGAGGAAUCUGCAGUGGAACUCAUCAAAGACCAGCAUUUACGAGGUUUCUUCUCAGACUCCACAUCAUUCAAUAUUUUGAUGGAUAUGUUAUUUAUCAAAGGCAAAUAUUCAAGUGCAUUGGAAGUACUGAUAGAGAUGAAAAACCAAGAUGUGAAGUUCAACAAAGAUACCUAUGUCCUUGCUUUUGCGAUUUGCUACAAACUGAAUAGCCCUGAAUCUUUAAAAAUCUGUACUACAUUACGAGAAGAAGCCCUGAUCAAAGGAGAAGUCCUCUCCAGGAGAGCAUCCUGUUUUGCUGUGGCAUUAGCUCUUAAUCAGAACAAGGUGGCGAAAGCAAUAUCCAUUUUUUCCCAAAUCAUGAAGCAAGAAAACAUACUGUGCACUAAUUUAAAUAUUUUGAUUCAUAUCCAGGCAAAUAUGUUGAAAACCCUCAUAGAGAUACUAAAGGAUGCAGCAGAAGGAAGUUUAUCAAAAUUUGUGAGAAGACAAGAGUUCUCAGAAGAAGUGGCAGCAGGACAUCUUGUUGAAGUACAUCUCAAAAAAAGGCAUAACCCCUGCAUGUGACUGCCCUACAACUCGAAUGGAUUUUGAAUCCACGAAUCAAAGUCACACGCCUGGCAACCCAGGAGAACCUCCUGGUAUGUCCCACAGCACUCUACGGGGACACAUUGUGUCGCCAUUAAGUUCAAGAGGAUUAAGGAGGCCUUCACUUUCAUGGCUGGAAAUUACUGAAUUAAUACCAGUUUAAAGAAUACGUUCUGUCGCUGGUGGCAGGAUGGCCACAUGCACGUCCGAAGAUAAUUCAACAUGAAUGCUGCUCACUGAGAAGCCAGAACGGAUGAAACAGCUCCACAUGAGGCUUUUGGGCCACAGGGUUUAUCUCCCUGUGUAAAACUGUGGAGAGCAGAGGAAAUGUCAUCUUCAAUUUAGAUGAGCACAGCGUUUUCUUUGACACACUGAUGCUGAAGUAACAAGGAAUUUAACAACAACAGGGCUCGGUAUGGUAGGGUUUAAAAGGCAAAGGCAAAAAUCCUGCUAACACUUAAUGAGACUUAACCAUUGUCAGGCUCUAUACAAAGCACUUUAUAUACAGUAUCUCAUUUAACCCUCAGGAAAACCCCAUUUCACAGAUGAGGAAACAAACUGAGAAGUUAAGUGCUUGGCCAUUGAUGUAAUAGCAGGGAGUGGGCACGCACAGUUAGUCUGAUGCCAAAGCUCACAUUGUUAACUCUGUCUGUGUAUUGUUGUGCCCAGAUGGUGGCUCUGUGUGUGUGUACAUGCGUGUACAUGCUCAUAGGUGCACUUUUCAGGAAAGUUUGUGCUAUUGAUUCAGUAGAACCUUGAAGGGGCCACGCAGUAAAAACAGUUAAGGUAUAUAUGCAUGCACACAGACAUACAUAUAACAUGCAUACGUUACAUGUACAAAGAAACACAUAUACAUAUGUAAUGUUUGUGUAUGAUGUAUGUUUGGAUUUUUUUCAGUAAUCCCUCCCUGCCUUCAGGCCUUGCUUUUAUCACUGGUAUGCAGCUGAAGAACUUAGGUAGACAGCAGAGGGCGCCCAGAGUCACUAUUUUUAAAAAAGUGUUAGUUUUUGAAAGCAUCUUCCAUUUCUGGAAUUCAGAGAGAACAGAGGUCCACAGUGCAGUCGAGGUGGGAAAGGUAGAUAGACCUCAGCGAAGAUAUAGAAUGCUGCCUUCACUAAAAUUGGAGAAUUACUGUGUUGAAAGGGUGUUUUUAGAAGAGAGAAAACAGGAUGACCCUCUGUAGAUAGCAUUCUGAUGCAUGUGUGUGUGGGGGGGGUGGGGAGCAUAUGCUAGAUGUUUCAUGGAAAAAUAUCCUCAGCUCCUUAUGAAAGAAAAAGAAUGAGCCUUUGUUUCACUUGCAAAAGUUUCCUCCUAAAUUAAGAAUAAAGAACCCAGAAUGAAUUGUUUGCAGUUACUUACUAAAAUCAUACUGAUCUGUUAGAGAAGUGAAAAGGAAUUAGGCUCUAAAUUAUUUAAAUUAUUUGUUCUGUCUUUCUACCCUACUCAAAUCCAUCAAAUCGCAGCAACCGAUCUCCUCCAGCCAUCGUCAUGGAGUUACUAAGUCUUGGAGAUUUCUCCUUUAAAAUAAGGGAGACUUCAGUAUCCUGGUAUAUUUAUCACUGCCCAUUUCUAGGAAUAGGUCGAAGAUCACCUUUUCAUUAUCACAAACCUUUAAUAUGCAUUGAGAAUUCACAGAAUACUAAUUAUUACGGUGGGAUAGGGAAUUCUGGUAAAGGAUGUCCCUGACAGACACCCAAGCCUGGGAGGAGGGGAGUGCAGAUGUUCUUGCUCAAGAUGACUUGUUCAUGAGUAUACAAUAGAUAACUCUCAGGUUACCACCAAAAGUACCUAGAGGAGGGGCGCCUGGCUGGCUCAGUCGUUAAGCAUCUGCCUUCAGCUCAGAUCAUGAUCCCAGAGUCCUGGG
This is a messenger RNA of Mustela erminea (ermine), 2912 nucleotides long. It is a transcript of the gene PTCD2, whose product is annotated as pentatricopeptide repeat domain 2. The transcript has 10 exons. Bases 44 to 1027 code for a protein of 327 amino acids. The record is from RefSeq and is a predicted model, not a curated record. Gene Ontology annotation, biological process: mitochondrion organization; multicellular organism development; regulation of mRNA processing. Gene Ontology annotation, cellular component: mitochondrion. Gene Ontology annotation, molecular function: protein binding; RNA binding. NCBI's taxonomy places the organism in Eukaryota, Metazoa, Chordata, Mammalia, Carnivora, Mustelidae.